Molecule: messenger RNA, 2142 nt
Organism: Dacryopinax primogenitus
Lineage: Eukaryota; Fungi; Basidiomycota; Dacrymycetes; Dacrymycetales; Dacrymycetaceae
Product: NAD-dependent glycerol-3-phosphate dehydrogenase
Exons: 8
Coding region: 91-1251 (386 amino acids)
Biological process (GO): glycerol-3-phosphate catabolic process; carbohydrate metabolic process
Cellular component (GO): cytosol; glycerol-3-phosphate dehydrogenase (FAD) complex
Molecular function (GO): glycerol-3-phosphate dehydrogenase [NAD(P)+] activity; NAD binding
Source: RefSeq, a predicted model, not a curated record
AGCCUAUCUCGGCACCCGUGGAUCGCCCUCCCUACUCCACAAGGUCGUCUCUCCUCGCUGUCUACGCUUAGUUCACCACCUCCACAAAAGAUGGAACUUCCCGAGGGGCUGCCUCCAAAACAGCUUCUAAAGGUCCUAGUCCUCGGUGCAGGAAACUUCGGCUCGUGUCUCGCAGAUCACCUCGCAGACGUCGAUCACAAAGUGUACAUUUGGUCCCGUGAGGCAGACGUUGUCGAGGCGCUCAACGCGACCCAUCGGAACCCCAGGUACCUCACCGAGCAUUCCUUCCCGGAGGACAUACUUGCCCUUGGACCGGAGUUUCCCGACAGCCAGAUCAUCAACCAUGUUGAUGUAUUGCUGUUUGCGAUCCCUACUGAAGGUCUGAGGGAGACUCUGGGGAAAGUGCGCGACCGCUUGAACCACGAAGAGCCGCCUCUCUUCAUCUUUGUCAACAAGGGAAUUGAGGUAGAAAGUGAGGCACUCCCACUCGAGAUCAUCGCCGACACAUGUGGAGUGGAUAUUGCCCGUGUGUCCACUUUCGUCUCUGGACCCUCCUUCGCCAAAGAGAUCGUUAGACGCCAGCCGACUACUGUAUCAAUCGCUUCCCUCUCUCCUGAGCACGCGCAACGCGCCUCGGAUCUCUUCCAUCAGCCUUGGUUCCGCUGCUAUACCAAUCCUGAUCCUGUAGGGGUCGAGCUAGCAGGUGCACUGAAGAAUGUUUAUGCCAUUGCCUCGGGUAUUGCGGACGGAAUGGGCUAUGAGAACAACACGAGAGCAGGCCUCAUCACACGGUCGCUCGCCGAGAUGACCCGAGUCGGGACGGCCUAUGGUGCUUCACCUUUGACCUUCCUUUCUUUGGCUGGUGUCGGUGAUCUGUUCUUGACGUGCUCCUCCACCACGUCGCGUAACUUCACCGUGGGACGUCGACUCGGUGAAGGCGAGCAACUCCAGCACAUCAUCGACACCCUUGGUAGUGUCGCGGAAGGUGUUACCACUGCAAAGGCGCUACAUUCCAUUCUCCGAAGGCUAGAAGUGACUGCGCCGAUAGCAGAAGGCGUAUAUUCGGUUCUUUACGAGGGCCGGGGCGCACACGAGAUGGCAAGCGAGCUGAUGUCCCUUCCGCCUCAGUCCGAGAUCGACCUGCCUGUCCAUAUAUCGAAACCCGUGCAAGCGCUCAUGGCAAAGCUGGGCAUCAAAGAAGGGGAUCUGUCACCCCGGGCCAGUGUCCUGUCCACGAUAGGACCCGAUUAGUCUGUCCCUCUUGAGCGACUGCAGAUGUCCACGGACGUGCCCCAGGGGGCCGUCUCAUAUACUCUUUGUUUUUUCCGGUAUCAAAUGGCUUAUGACAGACUGCUUACGGCCAAGUUCAAUAUCGAGCACGUUGCGUCAAGAUUUGCCAGAACGAACCUCAUGGGACGGGUUCGAAGCAGGACAUGUGAGCAAUCAACCAUUGACACCAGUUACUCUCUGGCGUUUUGUCCCGUUGUUUGGCAAAGAGAAGUCUGCGCUCAUAUCGGUCUCGUGCAUGACCGUGCGAAACUGACAAGGACAAGCGCUGCCUCAACUCCGAGUUCUCCGCUCGGAACGCACCAGCUGACAGAUUGGUCCCUUUGAAUGGUGACGGCUGAAAGAAGGCUACGGGUACACAGACCCGUACGAGUUGUCACCGAUGAGCCCUCUAUGAAUAUUGCCAAGCAGGGAUGACGGUUCUAUAUUGCUUCGAAACGACUGUCAUUGGCCAGUUGUGACAUAAUCCAGCUGACUGGCAUAAAGGUGCGUCUCCAAUCGACGCGUGGCUCUGACAUUUGGGUUGCGAAUCAGGAGCGAGGCUCUUGGGGGCUGUUCGGUUAACGAAGUCCACCUUUUAUUUUUUUCACCCUGGGGAGAAAAGGGACCCCGGGACCAAUCGCACGCCACAUACUCUUUGCCAGUGUUUUGUGCCCAUUCUCCUUUGCCCUUUUGUAUGCCCGGGUGAACCCGCGUUCGGCUUCCGACCCCCGAAGUGUGCUCGCGCGCCGAACCGUUUUGCUCCUGCAUGCGCCCGUUCGGUGUGCAGCCGCCCAAAUUUUUCUCGGCCCUGUCCUGCGAGCACCAGUCCGGCAACGCCCUAUUACACCCCCCUACUUCUCUUUUCAACUCAAA